GUUUCUGGGUGAAAACACAGUCGUCGAGCGAUAAACUUCCACAAGACAUGGCUCCCCGAAUCUGCUCGCAACAUCGGAAGCAAGAUGAAUAAGCACUGAACAGUGAACACGAUCCUUUCGCUCUCCCUCUCUAUAUCCAUCUCAUUUUUGGGAGUACUGAGAGCUAGACGAAAGGGUUUGAACCCCCGCUCGCAAUGGCGAUUCGCAGAGAGAAACCCCAGUCGUUUCGCGGAUCUCCCGUCCUCGUAGCCAUUGUCGUCGGAAUUCUUCUCGGUUGCGUUUUCGCUUUCUUGUAUCCUCGCGGAUUCUUCAGCUCCGAUCCGGCCAAUGCGACAACUCGUCGAAUUGCCAAAUCAGAUCUCCAGGCUGCCAGUUCCUGCGAAUCACCCGAAAGAGUUAGAAUGUUGAAAUCAGACAUAGUAUCCCUAACAGAGAGCAAUGCACUGUUGAAGAAACAAGCCAGGGAGCUCAACGAGAAGCUGCAGAUGGCUGAACAAGAAAAAGAUCAUGCACAGAAGCAAGUUCUGCUUCUAGGCAAACAGCAGAAAGCCGGGCCUUUUGGCACCGUCAAGAGCUUAAGAACUAAUCUCGCAGUGCUCCCAGACGAAUCAGUCAAUCCUCGGCUGUCAAAACUCUUGAAAGAAAUCGCUGUCCAGAAUGAGGUCAUCGUUGCUCUAGCAAAUUCAAAUGUGAAAGAAAUGUUAGAGGUUUGGUUCACCAACAUCAAAAGGGUUGGCAUACCGAACUACCUUGUUGUGGCACUCGAUGAUCACAUCGUCGAUUUCUGCAAAUCGAAUGGUGUUCCAGUCUAUAAAAGGGAUCCAGAUGAAGGUGUUGACUCUAUAGCAAGGACUGGUGGAAACCAUGCAGUCUCCGGAUUGAAAUUCCGGGUAUUAAGGGAGUUUCUCCAGCUGGGGUACAGCGUCCUGCUCUCUGAUAUUGACAUUGUGUUUCUCCAGAAUCCAUUUCUUCACCUGUACCGAGACUCCGACGUGGAGUCCAUGACCGAUGGCCAUGACAACAGGACAGCGUACGGUUUCAAUGAUGUGUUUGAUGAGCCUGCAAUGGGGUGGGCUCGGUAUGCUCAUACAAUGAGGAUAUGGGUUUACAACUCUGGGUUUUUUUACAUGAGACCGACUUUACCAGCAAUCGAGCUGUUGGAUCGAGUUGCUGGGAGGUUAUCUCGUGAGCCAAACUCGUGGGACCAAGCAGUUUUUAACGAGGAGCUCCACUUCCCGUCCCACCCAGGUUAUGACGGGCUUCAUGCUGCGAGGAGAACUAUGGAUUAUUAUCUGUUUAUGAACAGCAAGGUGCUUUUCAAGACUGUGAGGAAAGAUGCUAAGUUGAAACAGCUGAAGCCGGUAAUUGUUCACCUGAAUUACCAUCCAGAUAAGUUUCCCAGGAUGAAAGCUGUUGUAGAAUACUACGUUAAUGGGAAGCAGGACGCUUUGGAACCCUUCCCCGACGGUUCUGACUGGUAGGCAGAAUGUUAGAAAGCAACAGAGAAGUUUCUUCCACUAUAGCUUUCACCUUGUACUAAUUCCACAAAAUAGGGUGUAGAUUAAGUUUGAUCAUUUCUUAUGCUGUUCAAUGAUGAAUGCCCAGAUAAAGUUUUCGCCUUGUACUAUUCUGUAAUUUUUUGGUUAAAAGUUUCAUAUUGGAAAGUUCACUUCUUUGGUCUUUAGAAAGUUCACAUCUUUAAUCUCUUUCUAAUGAGUCCCCUUGUCUUCUGUGAUUUUAGAUAGAUAGAAAAGAAACAACAACUGCUUCUUUCAGUGAUUGCAAAUAGGAUUUCACUAUCUGGACUCAGCGUUCUCAACCGCCAAGUGCUGGGAGUUCGAGUUAUGUAGGUUUGCUCCAUUUCUGCUCUGCCAUUAACAGCGGUUUCAUCUCUCUUUCAAAUGAUCAGCUUCGUGCGGUUUUACAUCAGCUGUCUAUUCUCUUUCUUAUAUUAAUGUCCCCAAACACUCGAUUCUAUGGCGCCAAUUAAAGAAGAGCCCGCCAAAUUCUGGGCACUGGCCUUAACUGGACAGCAAAGUUGGAUUGGGUUUUGCCUAUUCUAUGUCGUGUAGUGAUGAUUUCCGUGGCAAUUAGCAGGCUGCCCGUCCUAAUUUUCCAGUUCAAAACAAAGAUGGCGGUACAGAUUUCUUUGGCCUGUUCUGUCCCUUCCCCUUAUCCCAACUUACUCACCUUCUCUCUCUCUGCAUUCUCCAUUUCAAAGUAUUCCUGCUAACAUUCGAAGUUGGAUCCUUGUCAGAUAUUCACGCAGAGGAAUACCCAGAGAGACAGUGUUCUAGUGAGCUACAAUCCUCCUCCGAGGAGCCCCUAUAGGAACCCGAAUUCCGACCUCGAUUUCAACGACGGUGGGCUGACGCAGCAGAAUGUCCGGCAAAGUUUCGGCGAGGAGCCGUUAGGGAACGACCCGGAAACGGCGCCGCUGCGGACGAGGUGGUCUGGGCUGUACGAGAAGCCGGUUUUCGGAGAGCAUGAAGGAGCCAAGAACAGAGGAGGAAGGAUUCAAAACGGAGAUUUCUUUGAUGACAUAUUUGGCGGGAGCGAGUUGUUGAGUUCUUCUCCCAGGAGGCAGAUCACUUUGUCUCCAUCGAGAUCCGAUCCGCUUGGAAGUUCCUCACUUCCUGCCCCGUUCAGUCUACCUUCGAAGCUAAUGAAACCAACGACGGAUCUACCUACAUUUGGUUCGAGUUCGAGUCCUCGUAGCUCUCUGCUGAAGACCAAGGAAGUUGCUUCGAGUGGAGGUAUGAUCAGCAACUACUCAUUCUCUCCACUAUCAAGAUCCUCAAGCAAACCAGACUUGGUGGUAAUCGAGGAGUCCAAAGACAAUGUCCAUCGCCAGGGUUCUCUCUCCCGCCAAUUCUCCCUCAACAAUGGCGACGGCUUGUCGAACAUGGCCAAACAACAAGGUGUAGAACGAUACAAAGGUAGCUUAGGAGACAAAAACAAAGGAGGCAGUCAUGGUCAUGAUCAUUUUCACUCAAUCUACAAAUGGGCCAACCAAGGAGCUCCUCCCAUGUCCAUGCCUCUCAGAUCAGGAAACGGUUCGAGAUAGAAGGACAAGUUGUUAUUCACUUCAUCAACAGGUGAAGCUUCUGCCGAGCUUGAGACCGAGGAAACACAACUUAAACCAGAGUUGAAACCCUUACGGUCUAUGCUCUUAGACAGUGGUUCUGAACAAGGUUGUUGUGGUUCAGGAACUUGGGAGGUAGAUAGCGAGAAGGGGUUGUUGAGAGAGAGCAAAGUGAAGAGUAGUAGUAGCAAGAAUGCAUCUUCUGAAGCAGUUGAUGUCAGCCAGAGGAAAGUGGAAGUGCAAAAGGUUGAUAGUAAGUUGGAGGAAAUCCGUGGAAGGAGCAGUAAAGCAAAGGGGAAGAAGGUGAAGGAUUUUGUGAAGAUUUUUAACCAGGAGGUGCAGAAACCUGAUGUGAUGAAGGGUAAACCCCAGAAGAAGCCUGAGAAGAAGAAAGAGAGGAGAGAUUCCAGGACAGUGGAUGAUGAUGGAAUCUCUAUGUGAGAAACACAUUUAUUUAGGAUUUCUAUUAUUAUAUUAGGUAGGAUAAUUAUAAUUAUGGUUAGUAGAUAUUUAGUCGUAUAAGGAUUACUAUUAGCGUUUUCCAGUAUUUCCUAUAAAUAUGUACUUUGGGUUUACGUCAUAAUCAAUCAAUCAGAAUAUUAAGCAAAGUCCC
This is a messenger RNA of Linum tenue, 3698 nucleotides long. The record is from the annotation of a GenBank genome assembly. Lineage: Eukaryota; Viridiplantae; Streptophyta; Magnoliopsida; Malpighiales; Linaceae.